AUGUCUAUCGUUGCAGUGCUGAAGAAAUUUUUCAACGAGUACAGCAAAAGUACACCCAAGAAACUUAAAAUAAUUGAUUCGUACUUGCUGUACAUUUUACUCACCGGUGUCAUACAAUUUUUGUAUUGUUGCUUAGUUGGCACAUUUCCAUUCAACAGUUUUUUAAGUGGAUUUAUUUCAUGUGUUUCUUGCUUUGUUUUAGCAGUUUGCUUGAGACUACAAGUUAACCCGCAAAAUAAAAGUCAAUUUUAUGGAAUAAGUCCUGAACGUGGAUUUGCUGAUUUUAUUUUUGCACACAUCAUCCUCCAUCUCGUCGUAAUGAAUUUCAUUGGAUAA
This is a messenger RNA of Cotesia congregata, 336 nucleotides long. Lineage: Eukaryota; Metazoa; Arthropoda; Insecta; Hymenoptera; Braconidae. The record is from the annotation of a GenBank genome assembly.